AUGGAGAGCUCUCCGCCCGCCGAGGCCGCGGACAGCGCCACGUCCAAAUGGAUGAAGAUGAUCUCGUCCACGUUCCUUGGGGAGGGCACCAGCUCAUCGCUGUUCGGUCGGCGCUCGUCCGGUACAUCAGGAGGUGGCAGCUCGGGCGUCUCACAGGAAUCGCUCGGUCGCUGGGCCAAAUUGCGCGCCGAGAACGGAUUGGAUCCGACGCCAGAGCUCAAGCUUGCGCUUGUUGGAGGCCCCGCAGUGGGCAAAACCAGCAUCGUGCGACGCUGGUUGCAGCGGUCGUACCCGACGACGUACUCACCCACCGUCGGUGUGGAGGUGAAUACAAUGACAUACAAGCACCGUGGUCAGGAACUACUGCUACAUCUAUGGGACGUUUCCAGCGCCGAGGUGGACUCCAGCGCGUCGUCGCUGCACUCGCUGCUAUGCGAGGACCUGGACGGCAUCUUCUUCGUGUUCAACGUACACCGCGUGAGCUCCAUCGCAGCCAUUGACAAGUGGCGUCACUGUCUGUCGAAGUAUCUUUCCCCCAAAGAAACCCCGUGCUUUCUUAUCUCGCACAAAGCAGACCUACUGCAGAAGCGUGUCAUGACCAGCGACGACAUCGCUGCGUAUGCAAGAGCAGCAGGCUAUAAAGGCUGGAUGUGGACGGUAGGGAAGGCGAAUUUUGGCGAGAACGAGAAAAACCCUGCCGUGCGGGAGGCGCUGGAGCGGAUGGUGGAGUUCAUCUGCAGAGACCGCAUUGCGACCGAUCAUAUCCGUCUCGCACGCUUAGCAAAGCCACAGGGUAUUCUGGAGACGUCAGGAAACCCUGCGCCACUAGAAAUCAUUCAGACUGACGAUGCGUUGCAUCAUUUCUCGACGUCUCUGCUGCGUAUCCCCACCAAAGCUAUCACGACUCUUCCACGUGAUGAGAACAUGAUGCCGAUCAACGAGAAGAUCAAUCAGGACGACGAGGAGGAGAAGAAAGAUGGCGAUCAUGUUUCUGCUGCUCUCCGGACCGACAAGCGAGCCACUUAUGGUGGUAGCUGGAUCUUGGGCAAUGACAAAGGAGUGUAUCUACGCGCGACCAACAGCAGUCUCCUCGGUAACGAUGAGACAGACGACGACUCGGAGUCCGUGGAGGAAUUUCAAUUCCCCUUCUCUAGUGCGAGACAGAUCAACGAAGAGGAGGACGCUACAGCUGCUGCUGAGUCUCGAAGGCGUGAAAAGGAAGAAGAAGAUCUUGAACGACGCAGAGAGCAAGAGAAGGCAGAGCGAGAUCGACGAAAUGAUCAAGAGGCGUGGCAUUUCUUCGCUGGCAGCAUCAGUCGAGCCCAAGCCGAAGCUCUUCUCGAAAAUCGAGAACAAGGCACGUUUUUACUUCGUCGGAAAGAUGCUCAGACACUCAUCCUGUCGUAUGUGGGUCCUGAUCACGUGCAUCACGUGCUGAUUGAGUUCUCGAACCAGAGAUAUCACAUUGGCUCGUCCAAGGCUUCGCAUGCAACUUCGUUUACUACUCUUUGGAAAUGUCUGCGCAGUGUACGACGCUAUGCUUACCGUGGCCUGGUGUUUAGUCGCAAUAUGGACUUCAACGUCGUCAACAAGCAGGAGCUGGUGGUUGAGGACGGUAGUAUAGCGUCAGGAAGCGUCACGGACACUACGACACCGACAGCGGCGCCGACGACGCCAAGCAUUUGGCGCACACGAACUCGAAGUGGAUCGAGCAGUUCAUUGGGUGAUCGCAGCAACAGCAGUCGGCACGCGUCGCCUACCACUGCACCUCGACGAGCUCGCCACACUCCAGGACUGCAAGCCAACCAGGAACAAGUGAAAAUUCCGCCACAGACCCGCAUUGACGAGCUGAGCGUUGAAUUCUACGACCAUUUGGCUGAAAGAUUGUCAUAUUUGGCAGCACAGCAGAAAACGGAGACGCCUGAAGGAGGUGGCAUUACUCCUCUCCUCGAAAUGGUGACCGAGGAAAAGAAUGAACAGCGUCAGGUGCGGGGAGUUAACGCCGAGACCCAGUGGCGCCAGCUCGUUAAGAACAUGGAGGCCUGGAAUCGCAUCGUUAUGAACCUGGAGCUCAGCACAUUGAAAAUGGCUUAA
This is a messenger RNA of Phytophthora nicotianae INRA-310, 2094 nucleotides long. RefSeq lists its product as hypothetical. NCBI's taxonomy places the organism in Eukaryota, Oomycota, Peronosporomycetes, Peronosporales, Peronosporaceae. The record is from RefSeq and is a predicted model, not a curated record. The coding region runs from base 1 to 2094 and encodes 697 amino acids. Gene Ontology annotation, molecular function: GTPase activity; GTP binding. The transcript is spliced from 9 exons.